AUGCACGGCGCCGCUUAUAUUUUACGCUUGCGCUUCUAUUCCGCACGCAACCCCGUUAAGGUGCGCUCAUUACCCCGAGCAAUACACUUGGGAAGGAAUUUAGGAAGAGUGGGGGAAAACCGUAUCUCAUUACCAAAGAGACCUCUAACGGCAAACUUUUUUCGGCAGGAGCAAAAUUAUGAACUUGGCCAAGGGGAGGACGACGAUGACGUGGACAUUUUUAAGAACGAUGGGGAUGAAAUGGGCGGUGGAGGCGAAGCAGUAAACAGCGCAGCCAUUGCGCCGGAUGUUGCCAAUGUGAGGGGUAACCGCGUAGGAGGCAGCGCAGACGGGGAGGAUGAAGCGGACGGCGACGACAGCGACGAUGACGGAAGUGAUGAUGAUGGUAGUGGCAGUUCAAGUGCCAGUGGUAUGCACACAGAGGGACGUAGGAAGGAGCAGUACGGAAAGGAUGGAAAUAAAAGGGUACAGCAGGAUGGGAGCAAUAGCAGGAACUUGUUCUAUUCUAAAAAAUUGCCCGAUACAGGGAAGGUCGGAACUGAAAAUAGGAGUAAUAAGGAUAGCCUAACUGAAAACGUUUUUAAGGACACAUAUGAUGAGUGCUAUCCGGGUUAUUAG
Plasmodium knowlesi strain H is the source of this 618-nucleotide messenger RNA. RefSeq names its product conserved Plasmodium protein, unknown function. The coding region runs from base 1 to 618 and encodes 205 amino acids. Lineage: Eukaryota; Apicomplexa; Aconoidasida; Haemosporida; Plasmodiidae. The record is from RefSeq and is a predicted model, not a curated record. The transcript has 3 exons.